Molecule: messenger RNA, 1232 nt
Organism: Orussus abietinus
Lineage: Eukaryota; Metazoa; Arthropoda; Insecta; Hymenoptera; Orussidae
Product: tumor necrosis factor receptor superfamily member 14
Exons: 2
Coding region: 1-519 (172 amino acids)
Biological process (GO): inflammatory response
Molecular function (GO): protein binding; tumor necrosis factor receptor activity
Source: RefSeq, a predicted model, not a curated record
AUGAGAGUAGCAAGGAUAUCGACUGACCAAAGAGCUUUCUUCCAGGUGUCGGAGGGCAAGCCGCACACGAGGCACCACCACGGGGGCACCCACUGCAGCAGAUGCGGUCCAGGUUGGGGAGUGACGAGCAGAUGCUCCCGAGGGAAGGACACGGAAUGUGGGAAGUGUCCUCGAGGGACGUACAGUCCUCACCACAGCACUCAGCCCUGCUGGAUCUGCUCGAGGUGCGGUCCGGGUCUGUACGAGGCGCACCCCUGCACGCCCAGGGCGGACACGGUCUGCGACUCCUGCCACAGGCGAGUCCUGGACAACGAGGACUUCCUGAGGAAGUGCAAGACCCGCGCCAACUUCUUCCUGGCCCCCGAAGACGCCCAGAGCACCGGCGAGCAGAGCGUCCUGGUGAACGAGCCGGUCGACGGCUACGAGGGGAACGACCGCCAGGAGAUCCUGAAGGAGGACGUGGAAGCGGCACUAGGAGGCGUCAUUGACGAAGAGUCCAACAGGAUGCAGAGGCUGUGAGGUCCUGUCCUCUUGCGCCGAUCUUAAUCCUCUUCUGACACGAUCUUCGCGUCCAGAAUCGUCCCAAGGUGUCCAAGGACCUUACCUCGAUGCCGAAGACGUCCCCGAAGACCCUGCACUUCGUCGCUCCUCCUCCAGGAAAAAAACUCCCGUUUCCCCUCCAUACCCUGGAAGGUGGAUAAAAAUUAGACAAAAACUCGGUCUACCCCGAAGAACCCUCGAGUCGCAAUCCUGACCUCUUCCAUCGCUCUCGACCCGUUCCCAGGGAGUCGUUCCAAGAUCCCCUUACCUCACCUUCCGAAAUCUCGAAGAGGACCCCGAAGACCUCCCUGAAGAUUCUCAAAUCCAUGCGAGACGCUUCCCUCGACCAGGAGUCGCCUCUUUCCCAGGCUUCCCAUACAUGUAUGAAAAUUCCGUAGCCAGGGUCCUGGUCCCCAGGAGUCUCGCCGAGCCCGCCGAGUCCCCUGAAAUCUCACGGAUUGUUGUAAACUAGUCAAUCAACGGUGCGGCCCGUCGUACAAAAAUAGUCCUUUUGAACAGCGGCGUGUACACGUGGCUUUAUUGUAAUGUGCCGUUUACAGAUGGUCUCGUUAAGUCGGCCGCUCGUCGAGUUAAUGCGUAAACGCAGGGCUCGGCGUUAACCGGCGAGCGCCGACGACCGUCUCGUUGUCGAACGAGAAGAGAAAGAGGGAGAUAGAGAGAGAGAGAGAGAA